UCCUCUUGACCCAAUCCCUCGCACCUUCUGCAAGCAAUCUCUCCCAUGCUCUUACCGACACUCACACACAUCAUCAACACAUCCCUCCUCACAGGCAUCUUCCCCACUGCGUUCAAGCAGGCUCGGGUAACCCCACUGCUCAAAAAACCUACAUUAAACACUUCUCUUAUAGAAAACUAUAGACCUGUCUCUCUCCUUCCAUUCAUAGCGAAAACACUUGAACGUGUUGUCUUCAACCAGGUCUCAUUGUUUCUUUCACAGAACAACAAACUGGACGCUAAACAGUCAGGUUUCAGGAGUGGCCAUUCAACUGAGACUGCGCUUCUCUCGGUCACUGAAGCCCUGCGAAUUGCAAAAGCCCAUUCCAAAUCAUCAGUCCUCAUUCUGCUGGAUCUAUCUGCCGCGUUUGACACUGUCAAUCAUCAGAUACUCCUCUCCACUCUCUCAUCACUGGGCAUCGCUGGAAUUCCACUUCGCUGGUUUGAAUCCUAUCUCACUGAUGAUCCAACGGUAGCUGCAAGGAUCUCAGGUUGCCUGUCAGACAUCUCGGCAUGGAUGAAAGAACAUCACCUCCAGCUCAACCUGGCAAAGACUGAGCUUAUUGUCUUUCCUGCCGCUCCAACUCUACAGCAUGACAUCACGAUCCAGUUAGGUUCAUCAACAAUUACCCCAUCAACUUCGGUCAGAAAUCUUGGUGUAAUCUUUGAUGACCAGCUGACCUUCAAAGACCACAUUGCAAAGACUGCUCGAUCUUGCAGGUUUGCACUACACAACAUCAGAAAGAUCAGGCCCUUUCUGACGGAGCAUGCUGCACAACUUCUUGUCCAGGCCCUUGUCAUUUCUAGGCUGGACUACUGCAAUGCUCUUCUGGCUGGACUUCCAUCAAACACAGUCAAACCUCUACAAAUGAUUCAGAAUGCGGCGGCACGACUGGUCUUCAAGGAACCCAAAAGAGCCCAUGUUACACCUCUCUUUAUCUCAUUGCAUUGGCUACCAAUCGCAGCUCGCAUCAAGUUCAAGACACUGAUGCUUGCUCAUAGAACAACCACAGGCUCAGCACCCGCCUACAUGCACUCACUAUUAAGAAUCUACAUCCCCUCCAGAAAUCUGAGAUCUGCUAGUGAGCGACGCCUCGUGGUACCAUCACAAAGAGGCUCAAAAUCACUCUCCAGAACAUUCUCGUUCACCAUUCCUGGCUGGUGGAAUGAUCUUCCCACCCAUAUUCGGAGUACUGGAUCCCUGUCAAUCUUCAAGCAACAGCUGAAAACUCAUCUCUUUCGACACUACUUGACUUCAACCUACACAUAAAAAAAAAAAAAAAAAAAAAUCUUUCUCCUUACUUAUUCCUUCCCUUGCUAGCUUGUACUUAUUUAAACAAUGCCUGAGACUUGGUGUUACAAGCACUUCCUUUGUCGAAUUGCCUCUUCAAGAUGAAUCGCUUCAUGUGUUCCCCAAAUUGUAAGUCGCUUUGGAUAAAAGCGACUGCAAAAUGACUAAAUGUAAAUGUAAAUGUAAAUAUAUCUUCCAGAAGAAAGAGCUCAGAGAAAUGGUUCCUAAAAUAUUUUCAGAGCCAUUUGUAAGUGGCGUCUCUUUCAAAUGAAGAUGAUCAGAUGAGAGUCUGACUGAUGAUUAUAUAAUAAGACACUCAUGAAAUGUUUCUCUGUGAGUCUCGUGUCACAGCAGGAUCUGCUCAAGUCCACUA
Onychostoma macrolepis is the source of this 1702-nucleotide messenger RNA. RefSeq lists its product as uncharacterized. The record is from RefSeq and is a predicted model, not a curated record. NCBI's taxonomy places the organism in Eukaryota, Metazoa, Chordata, Actinopteri, Cypriniformes, Cyprinidae. The transcript has 2 exons. The coding region runs from base 46 to 1308 and encodes 420 amino acids.